GCGCGGAGGCCAUCUUGGCGCGGGGACUCACGCUCCUCCGGUCCUCCUCGUCCUCCGUGAGCCGGAUCCCCGCGCGGGAGCCCCCGACCCGGCCCCGAACCCCGAUCCGCGUGUGCCGCUUCCGCGCAGGCGCUCGCUCGGACCCAGCUGUCAGCUGAUGCUUCAGUGUUGCUUAUCCGGAUAGGCUGUUUCUUCUCCUUUUUCUCCUCCUCCUUUUGGGAAGCGCCCCGUGAUUAAGGAAAAAUGAUGGAAGAAAGUGGAAUAGAGACAACCCCGCCUGGAACCCCUCCGCUGAACCCUGCAGGCCUGGCUGCCGCCGCCAUGCCGGCCACUGAGGUGCACUUAGCUGCGACCAGUUCCUUCUCCUCUCCCAGUGUGUCCGGGAUGGAGUCUUUGCCACCACAGGUGUACUCCACACCUCAGCCAUCCCUGCCCCCUGUGCAGCCCUCAGCACCGCCUCCUUUUGGGCCACUGCCUCCGGUUCCGUCGGUUCCCCUGAGUGGCACGUCUGUGCCGCCCUCCAUGUCUCCAUCACCUGCCACUGCCUUCAGCAGCCCUCCUUUAUCCCACUUCCCACCGGCGACUUCCGCCCCUGGUGCCCUUUUAUCUGCGCCGCCUUCGGGUCCUCCUAUAUCAGGAUUUUCUGUUGGCACAACGUAUGACAUCACGAGGGGCCACGCCGGGAGAGCUCCCCAGACACCUUUGAUGCCAUCAUUUUCUGCACCUCCAGUUACAGGUAUUUUACCAGCCCCCAUUACUCAGCAAGCCAGUAUGACAUCUCUGGCACAGGGACCCGGAACCACGUCAGCCAUCACUUUCCCAGAGGAACAGGAAGACCCUAGACUUAGCAGAGGCCAGGACGAUGCACCCGCUGGUGGGAUCUGGGGCUUUAUCAAGGGCGUGGCUGGGAAUCCUAUGGUGAAAUCUGUCCUGGAUAAGACCAAGCAUUCAGUAGAAAGCAUGAUUACAACGCUGGACCCUGGCAUGGCUCCAUAUAUCAAAUCUGGAGGUGAACUGGAUAUUGUUGUAACCUCAAAUAAAGAAGUGAAAGUGGCUGCUGUCCGAGAUGCCUUCCAGGAGGUCUUUGGCUUAGCUAUGGUUGUGGGCGAAGCUGGACAGUCCAAUAUCGCCCCUCAGCCAGUGGGCUAUGCAGCUGGAUUAAAGGGUGCCCAGGAACGCAUCGAUAGCCUGCGGAGGACUGGCACGAUCCAUGAAAAGCAGACUGCUGUGUCAGUAGAAAACUUCAUCGCUGAGCUGCUGCCCGACAAGUGGUUUGACAUCGGCUGCUUGGUCGUUGAAGAUCCUGUACAUGGCAUCCGCCUGGAAGCGUUUACUCAAGCCACACCGGUGCCUUUGGAGUUUGUGCAGCAGGCACAAAGCCUGACUCCCCAGGACUACAAUCUGAGGUGGUCAGGUCUCCUGGUGACAGUGGGUGAAGUCCUGGAAAAGAGCUUGCUUAAUGUCAGCCGGACUGAUUGGCACCUGGCUUUCACUGGCAUGUCUCGCCGACAGAUGAUCUACAGCGCAGCCAAGGCUGUGGCGGGCAUGUAUAAGCAGCGCCUGCCACCCAGGCCCAUGUGAGACCAGCUGCUGGGACAUGGAGACUGGCCUGCCGUCACCUUUGGCUCCGUGUUAGAGGACACUGAGUAACUUCCGUGAAUCCCACAGGUUUUUACAAUUUUCCUGUAGGCUGCAGUCCUUUUUAAAAGAUUUCUUUUUCUUUCUUUCUUUUUAAAAAUAAAGGCACAGUGUCAUUGUCAUUCCAGUAAAACAAAAGAAAUAGAUCCUCUUUUUAUUGUCCUGAUUUUAUACAUCUUAGUUCUCAAAAGGUACACAAACACAUGGACAGCACAAUUCAGUAUACCAGGUUUAUAAAGUGGACAUCUGUGCUCACAUAUGUGUGUUCUUGGCUCUCCUGGUUUCUACUGCAUGGUGAGGUCUGUGUGUACCAACUAUCUUGUGAAGGUUUGUUUCCUGUUGUCAUCUGUGUGUGCCCUUGAUCUCAGUCACGCUCAGCAGUGGACCUUACAUGUUUGGGGGAGGGUGGGGGUGCACAGUUCCAUGUGUUUUAUAGAGUAUGGGCCAAAUUAAUGGAUAUUGUUUCUCAUGUACUUGUAUGGUUUGGAAGUUACACUUGUUUCUUUUCUAUUUUAAAUUUUGCUAUUUUACAGAUUUAUACUAUUGACAUCCAAAAAUAACAUUUUAUUCUUUUCACUGCAAUAUAAAAACUCAAGGGCAGGCCAUCCAAGUAUCUUUUAGAUCAGAAAUGUUAUUCAUGUUUUUUUUUUUAUUAUUUUAUUUUUUUGAGAUUUUUGAAUUUUGUGUAUUGGUGUUUUGCCUGCAUGUGUGGCUAUGCACCAUGUGUGUUCAGUGCCCAGGGAGGCCAGAAGAAGCCAUCAGACCCCUGGAACCAGAGUCACAGAUGGUGGUGAGCUGCCCUGUGGGUGCUUGGGUACCAGCCUGCCUCCUCUAGAAGAGCGGUCAGUGUUCUUCAGCACUGACACAUCUCUCCCGGUGCCUCGUGUUGUUCUUGUGUAAUGGUGUCAGCACUUCCACAAAUCAGCUGUCAUAACAGCUGCUCCUCCUGCGUCCACUCACAUUCUCCAGACUGCGAGAGGAGUCCACUUCUUUUGGGAUGGUAUACAUUUUCUAUAAUUAAUGUUGCUUCUUUUCUAUUAUUUGAAAACUUCAUGCAAUGUAUUCUCAUGACGCUUAUCUCCCUCCCCUAACUCUUCCAUCCCCACUGUAUGCUCCCUUUGUCCUCUUUUUUUUUUUUUUAACAGCCUAUCAAGUAAGUACAUUCUGUACUGCCGAAAUAGGUGUGAGGCAAAACUGACCAAGAGGCCACACCCUUAGAGAACUUGACUGUCCCUUCCUCAGAAGCCAUCAACUGCCUAUAACUCCCCAGUUGUAUGUACUGGGGUGGGGGUGGGGAGAUGUAAGCCCCUCCACACUGGGAUGUUGACUGGCUGGAUCUUGUGUAGAUUUAGGGUUAUUUCCUAGUCUGCCUUAGGCACAGCUUGACUUUCCUAACUGUGCCCUUCUGCCUUCAUUUCUUACAGAUGUUUUCAAUGGAAUGAUUUUAUAUUUGAUGUUGUUUAAUCUAUUGCAUUUAGCUUUUUCCUUCCUGACGUAAUGUAUUUUACCAUUUGGGGAUUUAUGUAAGAUGAAACUAAGUAAAUGUUUUUCUUCCUCAGUUGAGCACUAUAUAUGCAAUUCAGAUAUCUUCCUGAAGACAACUUGAUACAUAAAUGUAGUUCGGCUUUCUUUUCCUUGUUGAUGCAGUUGUGUAGACAUUAGAGUUAGAAGACUGCAGUCAUCCUUCUGUGUCCUUACCUGGGAAGUGUACCUGCCGUGUCACGGUGCUCUUCAGGAAUUAUGUCAUUUCUGCUACUUUUACAGAAGAAGUAUUACUUCUGAGGUGGGUGUGUGCUAACCCCAAGCAGGAGAGAAGCACUGCAGUGGCUGCACUGGCCCAGGGUAACGAGGCCACAGUACUUCUCGCUUUGUGCAUAAGAAGCAGGGUCUUUCUCUACACCUGCUGCUGUGCUCUGAUUUGAAAAACUGUCCUUUGGGUCUAGGGAUGUAGCUCCAUGUCAGGGCCUAAGGUCCAUCUCUAUAAAUACACACACACACACACACACACACACACACACACACACACGAGAGUGGGGUAGAGAAAAGAACUGUCAUUGUCUAACAGUAUUUCGUAGGACAUUGGCUGGAUGAUAGCGUUCUGUUGUACUCUGAGACAGGUUUUGCAGUCUCUGAAAGGUACCUUGUUUUUCUCUUCAUUGUUUCAUUGAGUCUGCACUACUUCAGCUACUGUUUUAGAGGGCUACUCUAGUAGACUCACUAGAGGUCACUGACAUCUCAUUGAGUGACAGUUUUCAUUGAAUCCUCAAAUAACAGUGGCAGACCUGUGUCAUGGCUUGUUUAAAACUGGAUAAUUGUCAUUACUUAGUCUGCCUUCUGUGAGAGGAGGAGGAGCAGCAAAGGGCAGAUAGAAGGGAGAACUGUUUGAUCCAAUUUGAUCUCUAUAGACAAUUUUCUCUGGCCCAGAAUUUUCUUUGGAAGAUGUCAGAGCAGGGCUGACUCCACAGGCUUGUCUUCCCUGACCUUUGUCACCCUGGGAUUCCCCUGCUAAGUUAGAAGCAAGAAUAGGGAGUGCUGAUUGAUCUCUCCUGGUAGCUCGUGUAGGAGUCUGCUUGGUGGCAUUCAGGCCUGGUCAGUUCAAAGCCCUGGCUCCCUUCCUGGCCCUUCUGUUUCCUUGCACUUUUCUCUUCCUACCUGUCUUGCAUAAAUUCCACACUGACAUUUUUAGGGACUUUGUGGGUGGCUGUUGCCCUUUUCAAGCCUUUUAGGAAAAAUCAUGUAAGAGUGUGUUAUCAUUGUCACAGUGGUUCUCAUGAAGUUUUGGGUUUUUUGUUUGUUUGUUUUGAGUUCCAUAUUAUUGAAUUUUUAUUUUAAUUAAUUUUUUUAUUAGUUGGGAAAUAAAACAGGAAAAAAAAUUAACAGCCUCACAAGAUGGCUCAGCUAUUUAGUUCCAAGGUCAUCCCAUUUAGUUUUUGUUGCUUUUCCUGUUUUGCUCCGGCUUGGUUUGUUUGUUAUGAUCGUGGGCAUGGAGCUGACAGCUCAUUUACUCCUGCCAAGCACACUACUGAAGAGCCCCAGCCCUAACCCCCUACUAGUUUUUGAGACAACGCUGUACUGCCACAGACUCCUGAAAUUGGAAGGGUCUUAGAAGCUGGGAGUUUUCUCUUCUGAUUCUCUUUUCAUUAUUGUUUUCCCAUUCUUGUCUUUAGCCAGAGAUAAAGACACUUCGAUCUUAAGUGUAGGUGUAUAAGAAAACAAAUGAAAGCACAUAAUGUACACCUAUUCUGAAUUAUGCAAAUUAUCAGUUACUCAGGGUCAACUAAAUUACUUCAGCGUGCCCUUUGGUUUACUCUUGUUAUUCGGCAAAAAGGAAAACUAAGCAGGACUGUGUGAUUUAUAAAGCCAAAUUGAUAAUCUGUUGUAAAAGUUGUUGAGUUAAACAUAAAUUAUUAAGUGUAGAUUUUUUUCCUAGGAUAUUGUAUUCAUUUUGUGAUAUUAUGUAGAAUGAUGUAUUGGAUAAAAUCAUUUUUGUAAGUAUGUAAAUAUGUCAUAAAUAAAUACUUUGACUUAUUUCUCAAAA
Meriones unguiculatus (Mongolian gerbil) is the source of this 5176-nucleotide messenger RNA. It is a transcript of the gene Prrc1, whose product is annotated as proline rich coiled-coil 1. The transcript has 10 exons. Gene Ontology annotation, cellular component: cytoplasm. Gene Ontology annotation, biological process: activation of protein kinase A activity. The coding region runs from base 244 to 1581 and encodes 445 amino acids. The record is from RefSeq and is a predicted model, not a curated record. Gene Ontology annotation, molecular function: protein kinase A regulatory subunit binding. NCBI's taxonomy places the organism in Eukaryota, Metazoa, Chordata, Mammalia, Rodentia, Muridae.